AAAAAUUCGACCAUCGUAAUGUAUCUAUGUUAUUGACUCUGAUACAAAACAGAAUUGUAGGCAUCACACGCGAAUAAAGCAUGCCAAUUUCAGAGAAUAACGGCGGGCUGGGAAAGGCUACCUUCUUCGUUUGGAUGGUUUGCUUACAGCAAACGAAUAUAGCGGCUCCGACGGCGUCAGCUUUUACAAUCCCCUUUCGUGUUUCACAUCGGCUGGCUGGCAGCGUGUCGCACCACCACGAAGCUCCAGCGCCGCACUAUCUAAGCCACCGACAAUGCGUAUCGAGAAACUGCCUUUUCCUGUCUUCGGAAGGGACUGCGUCGUCGGCGGACAAUGAGGUCAAGAAUUGGACUGUCAGGGUUCGGCUACGCCAAGCCACUGGAUUUUCUCUCACCGCAAUCCGAGCUACACUCCGUACUGCGACAGGUAUUUCCUUGACUACCGUUUAUGCUGGAACAGUGGCAGCAACAGGUGCUUGGAUUCGCCAGUCAAUGCGGUUGGUUUUAUCGAUAUUUCCAGCGUGGAUGCGUUACUUUGUCCAGCCUUUUUUGAUCCUGUACUACGUGCCGUUGUUUAUUUUACGAAAUCUGACUGGUCCGACACGAAAACGCGCUCUGGCAUCACAUGAGUUGGUUUUAGUGGGCUGGAAACGUGCUAUUGAAGAAGCAAAUCGCACAACCGCAGACUGGCCAGUGCACUUGAACCCCGACGGCUAUAUUGAGAAGGAAUCUGCCGACGUUGACUUGAAUAAAGCCGUUGCCGACUCCGUCGAACUGUCGGUCAAUGAUGAAAAGAAUUAAUACUAGCGAGACUGCAGCAGGUUGUGCCCGCCACUAUGUAUGAAUUUCCGAUCAAGAGAACCGGAAGUAAUUCGACUGC
Molecule: messenger RNA, 879 nt
Organism: Phaeodactylum tricornutum CCAP 1055/1
Lineage: Eukaryota; Bacillariophyta; Bacillariophyceae; Surirellales; Neidiaceae
Exons: 1
Coding region: 81-800 (239 amino acids)
Source: RefSeq, a predicted model, not a curated record